AUGGCGUCCGACGGCGACUCCUCGGCGGCCCGCCCCCGCGUCUUCUUCGACAUCUCGCUCGGCGGCAAGCCCGUCGGCCGCAUCACCAUGGAGCUCUACGCCGACAUCGUCCCCAAGACGGUCGACAACUUCCGCGCCCUCUGCACCGGCGAGAAGGGCAACGGCAAGUCCGGCAAGCCCCUCCACUACAAGGGCUCCAUCUUCCACCGCGUCAUCAAGCAGUUCAUGAUCCAGGGUGGUGAUUUCACUGCUGGCGAUGGCACCGGCGGCGAGUCCAUCUACGGCGCCAAGUUCGAGGACGAGGCCUUCCCCAUCAAGCACGAGAAGCCGUUCCUGCUCUCCAUGGCCAAUGCCGGCCCCAACACCAACGGCUCGCAGUUCUUCAUCACCACCGUGCCCACUCCCCACCUCGACGGCAAGCACGUCGUCUUUGGCGAGGUCCUCAACGGCAAGUCCAUUGUCCGCCAGAUCGAGAACUUGGCUACCCAGUCCGGCGAUCGCCCCGCCAAAGAGGCCCUUAUCGCCAACUGCGGCGAGCUCACCGGCGACGCUGCCCUCGCCGCCGACCUCAAGCAGCCCGAUUCCAUGGGUGAUCCCUACGAGGAUUUCCCCGAGGACUGCCAGGACCCCCUCGACGCUGCCGCCGUCCUCAAGAUCGCCACUGCCUGCAAGGACUACGGCAACAAGGCCUUCAAGGCCGGCACCUUUGCCCUCGCCGUCGACAAGUACCAGAAGGGCCUGCGCUACCUCAACGAGGACCCCGACCUCGAAGGCCAGCCCGAAACUACCAAGGCCGACCUCCUCGCCCUCCGCUUCUCCCUCAACAACAACUCGGCUCUCCUGAACAUCAAGCUUGAGGCCUACGAGGACGCCCUCCGUGCUGCCACCGCCGCCCUCGACGUCCGUGGCACCAAGGACGCCGACCGCGCAAAGGCCCUCUACCGCCGCGGCUUCUCCCACGUCCGCCUCAAGGACGAGGAGGCUGCCCUGCGCGACCUGGAGCUGGCCCACAAGCUCGUCCCCGAGGACGGCGUCGUCGCCAACGAGCUGAACAGCGUCAAGGCCAAGGCCGCUGCCCGUGCUGCCAAGGAGAAGGCCGCCUACAAGAAGUUCUUCGUCUAG
Messenger RNA from Ilyonectria robusta, 1122 nucleotides. Its product is annotated as cyclophilin-like domain-containing protein. The record is from RefSeq and is a predicted model, not a curated record. Lineage: Eukaryota; Fungi; Ascomycota; Sordariomycetes; Hypocreales; Nectriaceae. The coding region runs from base 1 to 1122 and encodes 373 amino acids. Gene Ontology annotation, molecular function: protein binding; peptidyl-prolyl cis-trans isomerase activity. Gene Ontology annotation, cellular component: intracellular membrane-bounded organelle. The transcript has a single exon. Gene Ontology annotation, biological process: protein peptidyl-prolyl isomerization; protein folding.